This is a messenger RNA of Calidris pugnax (ruff), 1903 nucleotides long. RefSeq names its product G-rich RNA sequence binding factor 1 (gene GRSF1). The transcript is spliced from 14 exons. Gene Ontology annotation, biological process: regulation of RNA splicing. Lineage: Eukaryota; Metazoa; Chordata; Aves; Charadriiformes; Scolopacidae. The record is from RefSeq and is a predicted model, not a curated record. Gene Ontology annotation, cellular component: ribonucleoprotein complex; nucleoplasm. The annotation marks the transcript as partial. Gene Ontology annotation, molecular function: RNA binding.
UGGCUGCGCCCGCCGCCCGCCCGCGGCCUCCUCAGCGCCGCCGCCGCCUCCCUCGGGCCGGGCCCGGCCGCCCUGCGGGUUCCCGCUCCGCUCUGCGCCGCCUUCCGUGGGUACAGCCAGCAAGUUACAGAUGCCCCGUCCCAGGAAGGUCACCUCUCGGAGCAGGAGCCCGAGUCGCCCAAGGCAGACAACGACAACGUCUUUCUCGUCAGGGCACAAGGAUUCCCCUUCUCCUGCACCGAGGAGGACGUGCUCACCUUCUUUGAUAGCUGUAGAAUUCGAAAUGGUGAGAACGGCAUACACUUCCUCUUAAACAGGGAUGGGAGGCGCAGGGGGGAUGCCCUGAUCGAGCUGGAGUCCAAGGCAGAUGUCCAGAGAGCCCUGGAAAAGCACCUGAGGUACAUGGGCCCACGCUACGUCAAAGUGUUUGAAGUACACGACAGCGAUGUGGAGGGCUUGCUCCGGAGUCUGCGGGAUGAGUCCCAAGCCAUAAACGAUGGAGUUGUGCUGCUCAGAGGCCUUCCCUUCAGCUCCACCGAGGAUGAUAUUGCAGCUUUUUUCUCAGGUUUGAAAAUCACUGACAUAGUUUUCAUUUACCGGGGAGAAAGAAGAACAGGAGAAGCUUUUGUGCAGUUUGCAGCUCCCGAAAUGGCAGCUAAAGCCCUGUUACGGCACCGAGAAUAUAUGGGAAAUAGGUACAUAGAGGUGUACGUCAGUAGGAAGCAUCACAUGCAGAGGCACGUGCCUUACGACAGGCAGAUGGUGACCUCCUACAGGGCGAGGAGAGAACCCGAGUUCAUUUCUGAGGAAAGGGGAUGGAGCAACACAGGAGCCUCUGAUGCUGAAAGAGAAACCAAAUCGUGCAGGGAAGGAACAGAAAGCUCCAGACCCAUUUCAGAAUCCGGGAACGCCUCGUCACCGCUGCACUUUGUCCACGUCAGGGGUUUUCCUACCCAAGCCAGUGCCCAAGACAUCAUAAAUCCUGAACCUCCCCUGGUGCAACACGACAGCGAUGUGGAGGGCUUGCUCCGGAGUCUGCGGGAUGAGUCCCAAGCCAUAAACGAUGGAGUUGUGCUGCUCAGAGGCCUUCCCUUCAGCUCCACCGAGGAUGAUAUUGCAGCUUUUUUCUCAGGUUUGAAAAUCACUGACAUAGUUUUCAUUUACCGGGGAGAAAGAAGAACAGGAGAAGCUUUUGUGCAGUUUGCAGCUCCCGAAAUGGCAGCUAAAGCCCUGUUACGGCACCGAGAAUAUAUGGGAAAUAGGUACAUAGAGGUGUACGUCAGUAGGAAGCAUCACAUGCAGAGGCACGUGCCUUACGACAGGCAGAUGGUGACCUCCUACAGGGCGAGGAGAGAACCCGAGUUCAUUUCUGAGGAAAGGGGAUGGAGCAACACAGGAGCCUCCGAUGCUGAAAGAGAACCCAAAUCGUGCAGGGAAGGAACAGAAAGCUCCAGGCCCAUUUCAGAAUCCGGGAACGCCUCGUCACCGCUGCACUUUGUCCACGUCAGGGGUUUUCCUACCCAAGCUAGUGCCCAAGACAUCAUAAAUUUUUUUGCGCCGCUGAAGCCCACGCGGGUGAUGGUGGAGUACAACUCCCAGGGGGAUGCCACGGGAGAAGCAGAUGUGCAUUUUGAGAGCCGAGAGGACGCAGUCGCUGCCAUGGCCAAGGAGGGGUCACAGCUGCAGUGCGGUGCUGUGGAAUUAUUCCUGAAUGAACAUCCCAAGGAGAAGCAGGACUGCUAGUGACAGUGGCACGCUCUCGGGGUUGGCCAAAGUGAACACAUUCCGUGGGUACGAGCGUAAAGAUCGGGUCGGAGUGUCACUGCUCAGUAACAAAGGAUAAAACUGUAUAAAAUGUAGUUUAACGUUGUGUAAAAGCAUGUAAUAAAUUGUGUUGACCUAC